This is a messenger RNA of Dermacentor andersoni, 2166 nucleotides long. Lineage: Eukaryota; Metazoa; Arthropoda; Arachnida; Ixodida; Ixodidae. The record is from RefSeq and is a predicted model, not a curated record.
AUGGCGUGUAGGGUCGGAAUUGAUGACCCGUCGCCAGCCCCCUUCCUUGCGCUCACGAUCGCUGGUCGAACGUUUGCAGCGCUACUGGACAGUGGCGCCACAGCCUCGCUGUUCGGGGAGGAAGUUUUGGCUCACUUACGCCGGCACUCAGUCCGGCUGCGAGCCUGCAACACCGCCUUCCAUCUCGCGAGCGGUGCGGCUACCUCGUGUGGCUCGGCGAGAUUGGUUGUGCGCUGGGAGGAGCGUGUACGCCGUCACAGGUUCGUGUACCUCCCUGGUCUGUCCGUACCCGUGAUAGUAGGCCGAGACUUUCUGGCCCGCACUGGGAUCGUGAUAGACAUUGCGAACAAAGGAUACAGGGAGGGCCCUGAUGCUAGCCGCGGUUACCUGCAAGUGCAGAUGGAGCCAAGGGACGCGGAGAAAACCGCUUUCACCUCACAUAGAGGCUUGUAUGAGUUCACUCGCAUGCCCUUUGGCUGCUCGGGCGCUGCAGCGACUUUCCAGAGAUUGAUGGACAGAGUUCUCGGAAGGGCAAAAUGGCAAUACGCCCUAGCCUACCUAGACGAUAUUGUCCUCUUCUCUCGCACCUUUGAGGAACACCUCCGCCACUUGGAGGACAUCCUCGGAAGGCUGCACGCUGCCGGGAUCACUCUGAACCCGAAGAAAGCUCAGAUCGCAGAGACCCGUGUCUCACUGCUGGGCUUUACAAUAGAGCGAGGCCGUGUUUUGCCGAGCGAGGACAAGGUCCGAGCUAUCCUCGAGUACCCAACGCCGGCUAACAUACAGGCCCUCAGACGCUUUUUGGGCAUGGUGAAUUACUACCGCCAAUUUGUGCCCAACUGCGCCGCUCUACAGGCUCCGUUGACCUCGUUGUUGAGGAAGUCUACAAGCUGGAGCUGGGGUCCGGAGCAAGAUGAUGCCUUCAGGGCUCUCUCUAAAGCUCUUGUGGACACAGCCGAGCUGAAGCUGCCCGACCUGAACAGGGAGUUCGUAGUCCAAGCUGACGCGAGCGACCUGGGUAUAGGUGCGGUGCUGCUCCAAGAACAUGAGGACGUUCUUCGGCCAGUGGCCUUUGCCAGCCGGUCGUUGACGCCUGCAGAGCGUAACUAUUCCGUGACCGAACGUGAGUGUCUAGCGAUAGUGUUCGCUCUGCGUAAGUUCGAUCACUACGUCGACGGAGUGCCUUUUGUUGUUGAAACGGAUCACAUGGCGCUCACCUGGCUGAAGCGCUUGCGCGAGCCCUCAGGCCGCCUCGCGCGCUGGGCAUUGACGUUACAGCGCUACAACUUUGUUGUUCGCUAUCGGAAGGGGAGCACAAACGUGGUGGCCGACGCCUUGUCGCGCGCCCCCGUUUCAGACCCGGACACCUUUGACCGGCACCCCUCCGCGACAACGCUUCUGAACGAAGCCGGAGCCCUUGUCUCCAAAGGCACGGAAGGAGCGAGUUCAGGCGGCUGUGCGGCCUAUAAGCCGCCGUCGCCGGGCGAAAGUGCGUACCUGCUGGACCCUGUAACGUCCAUGGGUAUCACAUUCAGCAGACGGGAGCUGCUGGAAGCUCAGCGGAAAGACCCAUUUUGUCAGCAAAUCGCUGACGAGCUCGAAAAAGAGCACAGCUCCGGAAGGGAGCGAGGCGGCAACGCCGAUGGGUGCAAAUUGACAGCUGGUAUUGCUGUUGGCGCCGGGUGCGACGCAGCUGGUAUUGCUGCAGGCACGUUGGAUUCGUAUCUGCUGGAUGCUGAUGGAGUGCUCCUGCGCUAUAUCCCAUCUGAAGAGGCUCCUAAUGAGUCCUUUAAGGUGGUGAUCCCCCGCAGUCUACGGAGGGCCACGUUGAGCUAUUUCCAUGACUCGCGGUUGGCCGGACACGCGAGUGGCCCCUCAUCAACAACUGUGGAGCUGGCAGCGAUUGAUGCUGUUCUAAAGUACGUGCAAGAGGAGUUAAGUACGUUGAAGGUUGUCAUCCUUUCAGACUCCCGCGCUGCUCUCAACACACUACAGGGAAGGGACGCUGAUCAUCCAGCUAUGAGUAGCAUCACUGAGUAUGCCACGCACAACAGGGCAAUCGCUGAGUCUGCCAAUAUUGUCCCCCAUGAAGCCAUCAUUAAAGCAUUAGAAGCAAUGAAGAUGGGAGCAACGUGUAUCUCUGCGUUUAUAGCUGCCUACCGAUGA